This is a messenger RNA of Athalia rosae (coleseed sawfly), 1523 nucleotides long. RefSeq names its product neuferricin. Bases 453 to 1307 code for a protein of 284 amino acids. NCBI's taxonomy places the organism in Eukaryota, Metazoa, Arthropoda, Insecta, Hymenoptera, Athaliidae. The record is from RefSeq and is a predicted model, not a curated record. Gene Ontology annotation, cellular component: membrane; endomembrane system. The transcript is spliced from 5 exons.
GAUUUUCUGUAACAAACCGUGUUCACACUCGAGAGUUUUACGACAGCUGUCACGUUUACUACAGCGCGAAAACCGUGAAGUUCUUAGAUUUGAACGUACGUACAUAAAAAAUGUCUAAUCGCUAGUAUGCGUGUCAUCAUCGUCGAGUAAAACUCACGUGUGUGUUAUAAAGAAAGGUUUUAAAAUAGAUUGUCAGGGGCGUUUUUAAAGACGCAAAGUCAUUUUCGAUUGAAUGUAUGAGAGUUGUAUAUCUCAUAUUCUCAAAUUUAGAAGAAGGGAAACUUCUAAACGCCGAUCAAGGUCAAUGUCCUACCUACUGUCAGAUGCUGUGAUGCUUCUGCUGCUGUCAUCCCACGAGUAGGACAAGAAAAAUUUUGGAGACACUUGAAAGUGUUGCUCAAACCACAGAUCAGCUGUUUAAAAAAAAUCAUUAAUCAUCAUCUUCAAUCAUCAUGAAAAGCAUGAGAUACGUCUGGAUCAUAUUAUUGCUGUUAACGUUAUACGUAUUAUAUUCAUAUAACUAUCAGAAAACAGUUGGCAUGAGGCUCCACUUUUUACAUGACAAUAUCCUCAGCACUUUUUUUGCCCUCACAAGGACAAUACAAAGUUCGUUUCCAGGGCAAAUUAAAGACAAGGAGAAAUUAGUCAGACUUUUAACAGCAGAUGAACUUGCUCAAUACUCAACACUUGAGGAUGGCUUAUACCUCGCAAUACUGGGUCAGGUUUAUGAUGUCACUAAAGGCAAGAAACACUAUGGUCCUGGAGGAGCGUAUAGAGCGUUUGUUGGGCGUGAUGCAUCUUUGGCCUUUGUUACCGGGGAUUUUACUGAUGAGGGAUUGACUGAUGACGUAUCAAGUUUGACACCCUCACAAAUUAAAUCUUUGCAUGAUUGGGGCCAAUUCUAUGCUAAGGAUUAUGUUUAUAAAGGGAAACUUGUGGGCAGAUAUUUUGACAGCAAUGGCAAUCCCACAAAACAAUAUCAAAUGGUCCAGGAAAAAUUAGCCUUAGCUGACAUGGAAAAGUCUGAUGAGGAACAGAAAAAGAGAAUGUUUCCACCAUGUAACAUCGAAUGGAAACCAGAAGUUGGCACCAGGGUAUGGUGCACCAAGCGGAGCGGUGGGAUCGAAAGAAACUGGAUUGGGGUACCACGAAUGUUGUAUGAAGCUGGUUCUGAGCAGUACCGUUGCACAUGUGUCAACUUGAGAAGCAAAGAAUAUGAGACACACAAAGGAAGUCUGAGAGAAUAUGAAGGUUGUGCAGAAGGCGCAACAAAUUGUUUAAUUCCAAAUAGUGAACAAGUUGGGUAGAGUUUAUUCGGCCUAUGAACACAAGAAGAGAACAGUGAUUACCACUUGAGGCCUGAGCUUUUUGAAAAAACGAAACAUCUAUUUUUGUAUACCCCUCAUACGAAAGUUACUUAAUUUCUUUUGGCUACUGUAUGGAGUAUGUAUAUUACUUACUCAUUAUUGAGUUUUGUAUUUGAAAUAUUUUUAUGUAAUAAAGAUUGCAUUGUGAUCUAUAAA